AUGAUACCAGUGUGGUUUUGGAGAGAACGUGUUUGGUUCGCCUUUCUUACGAAUGGUAUACUACGUUACGUAGUAACACUACACUUCACGUGGUUGGUGAACAGCGCCGCCCACUACUGGGGAAAUAGACCAUACAAUCGAUUCAUGAAUGCGCGGGAAAACAAGCACGUGGCUUUCUGGGCUCUAGGCGAAGGCUUCCACAACUACCACCACACCUUUCCAUACGACUACUCCACCAGUGAGUACGGCUGGAAGCUCAACAUAUCCACGAUGUUCAUCGACUUCAUGGCGAUGCUGGGACAAGCUUAUGAUAUGAAGACAGUGUCAGCUGAG
Molecule: messenger RNA, 333 nt
Organism: Limulus polyphemus (Atlantic horseshoe crab)
Lineage: Eukaryota; Metazoa; Arthropoda; Merostomata; Xiphosura; Limulidae
Product: acyl-CoA desaturase-like
Exons: 1
Biological process (GO): unsaturated fatty acid biosynthetic process
Cellular component (GO): endoplasmic reticulum membrane
Molecular function (GO): iron ion binding; stearoyl-CoA 9-desaturase activity
Source: RefSeq, a predicted model, not a curated record